This is a messenger RNA of Erpetoichthys calabaricus (reedfish), 1705 nucleotides long. Its product is annotated as NXPE family member 2-like. The record is from RefSeq and is a predicted model, not a curated record. NCBI's taxonomy places the organism in Eukaryota, Metazoa, Chordata, Cladistia, Polypteriformes, Polypteridae. Bases 57 to 1667 code for a protein of 536 amino acids. The transcript is spliced from 6 exons.
UGGAUGGAGAACAUCUAAUUUCCCCAAAAGCUGCCAUCAGCAGCACUGUGGCAAAUAUGCUACAACACUGUCCAACAAGAAAAAGAGUUCUGCUGCUUAUUCUCUUUUUUGCCUUGUCUUUCAUUACCAUGUUUCAUAAAAUGAGCAAGGUCAACUUUUUUUUGCCAUCCCCACAACCAAGGAUUUCUAAUAAAACAAGAUCUACAGAGAAAACUGAAGGAGACAUCCUCCAAGCACUACUAAAGUAUGUACCUCAAGUAAACUAUAAAGAGUUUGAUCAAACCUCCAAUGCUAAGAAAAGCCGAGCCACGUUGCUGCACCCAAAGCAAAACUAUACCAUCGGAGAGACCAUUCGAAUCCAAGUGGACAUUUGUGAUCACAAUGGAAAUCUCAAGACUUAUGGGGGAGACUUCAUUUUGGCACGCAUUCGAUCUCCAGAACAUAAGGCUGCUGCUUCAGGAGUUGUAAAGGACCUAAACAAUGGCAUUUACCAUAUUGACUUCAAAUUGUUUUGGCCAGGCCAAGUGGAAGUAGUGGUGCAGCUUGUGCAUCCAAGUGAGGCAGUGGCUGCCAUAUGGCGAGCCAAGCAGAUGGACUAUGAUAAAAUCUCUUACACUGGCAUAUUCACAAACAAUUCAGUACAGGAGAAAACAGAAUGUUAUUCUUACCUGAAAUCCAGUCAAUCAGUUUGCCUCUAUGUUGACGAGAGAGAAAAAGAGACUUAUUCUUGUCUGAAGCCAUUGACCCUUUCCUGUGAAACGCUGACAUUCUUCCAGUCAAGAAACAGUAUAACAUCCUACCUGACGAAAAAUGAAAUAAAGUUAUUGGACCGGUCAAAUAUUGCUGUGACAAUCCCUAAUGACUUCCCUACAAUUUCAGUUUUUUCAAUAAAUAAUGAACUCCUAUUAUCCAGUGAAAAGUGCUAUCUGGGAACUCUGCAACCAGUUCCAAGUGGGUUUUUCCAUUCUGGCCACUGGUAUCCUUCAUUUUGUAACUGCAGAAGCUUUCAAAAUGACAAUGAUAUCAAUAGCUGUCUUCAGGGAAAAGACUUAUACUUUAGGGGUGACUCUACAGUGCGCCAGUGGCUUGAACAUCUCACAAGUAAACUAAAAAAUUUAAAAUACUUGAAGACCACUGAGAAAUUCAAGAGUAGAGCCCCAAUGCUUGCUGUUGAUGAACAAAGAAAUAUAACCAUUGACUGGAGGAAGCAUGGCCAUCCUUGGAUUACAGUACAUUUAAAUGUUAUUAAGGAAGGUAACUAUGUGUCCAGAGAAGUAGACAAAAUUGCUGGUGGGGAAAAUAUAAUUGUAGUGAUUACAGUUGGACAACACUUCCGUCCAUUUCCCUUGGAGCUUCAUAUAAGGAGGCUUCUAAACAUCCGCAAAGCAAUUGAAAGACUGAAGGCCCGCAGUCCGAAAACAAGGGUCUUCAUUAAACUGGAGAAUAUUCGAGAGCUGACCUCUGAGACUCUCCGUUUCAGUAACUGGCAUGGCUACAUCCAAAAUCUGGCCCAAAGAGAAGUAUUUCAUGGGCUCAAUGUGACUUUCCUUGAUGCCUGGGAUAUGACUGUUGCUGACAACACGAACAAUGUUCAUCCACCCCAGCAUGUUGUACACAGCCAGGUGGCCUUGUUUUUAUCCUACCUCUGUCACAACUCUUCUGAUUGAGUUAGUCUGUCAGUUGGAGAUGUUUAGCACCUUAUGGC